AUGGUGCCCUCAACAAGUAAUAAGUCGGGACAAGAGAGGACACAACCCCACACCUUGAAUUUACAGAGCCCUCCAGCUUUAUGUGAAGAAGUGCCUACCACAAGUGAUAUGCCGGAACAAGAGAGGGUACCACCCAACACCUUGAGUUUACAGAGCCCUCCAGCUUCAUGUGAAGAGGUGCCUACCACAAGUGAUAAGUCGGGACAAGAGAGGGUACCACCCCACACCUUGAGUUUACAGAGCGGUCCAGCUUCAUGUGAUGAGGUGCCUACCACAAGUGAUAAGCCUGGACAGGAGAAGGCACCACCCCACACUUUGUCUUUACAGAGCCCUCCAGCUUCAUGUGAAAAUGGUGCCACACAUCAGCUUCAUGAUAAGCCGAGACAAGGGAGGGUACCACCCCACACCUUGAGUUUACAGAGCCCUCCAGCUUCAUGUGAAGAGGUGCCUACCACAAGUGAUAAGCCGGGACAGGAGAGGGCACCACCCCACACCUUGUCUUUACAGAGCCCUUCAGUUUCACAUGAAGAGUUGCCCACCACAAGUGAUAAGUCGGGACAAGAAAGGGCAUGCCUACACCACAAGUCAUCCACAAGUGAUAAGCAAGGACAAGAGAGGGCACCACCCAACACCUUGAGUUUACAGAGCCCUCCAGCUUCAUGUGAAGAGGAGCCUACCACAAGUGAUAAGGGCAUCACCCUACACCAUAGCCCUCCAGCUUCAUGUGGAGAGGAGCCUACCACAAGUGAUAAGCCGAGACAAGAGAGGGUACCACCCCACACCUUGAGUUUACAGAGCGGUCCAGCUUCAUGUGAAGAGGUACCUACCACAAGUGAUAAGCCGGGACAGGAGAGGGCACCACCCCACACCUUGACUUUACAGAGCCCUCCAGCUUCAUGUGAAGACACUACCAUUACUGAGUCAGAGGAAGAAGAGAGUACUUCUGAUGAGGAUAUAUCAUCCUCCACGUGUGUUAAAGGUGUUAAGAGAAAGAGUUAUGAAGAUGAUGUGCUUAUUUCAUCUACAACUAAUAAGGGCAUUGACAAGGAUCUUGUAGAGAAUUCUGACAGUGACGUGUCUGAAGAGAUCCCUUACCUUCCACCAUUAGGUCCAUUAUGUAACCCACAGUCCAAUGAAAAUGAUGCAUCUUCUUCAGAGUCUGAUAGUGACAUAGACAUUGUUGAGGAGGAAAUUAUCAGAGAUAUUACUUAUCCCUCAAUCUUUAUUAGAAAAACCAUCUCUUCAAAAACAACAAAAUCUGGAAAAUUUAAAAAAUCUGACCGUGUUUACAAUACUAGACACUUCUGCCCAUUUUGUUACAA
This is a messenger RNA of Saccostrea cuccullata (small rock oyster), 1322 nucleotides long. RefSeq names its product mucin-2-like. The transcript has 4 exons. The record is from RefSeq and is a predicted model, not a curated record. Lineage: Eukaryota; Metazoa; Mollusca; Bivalvia; Ostreida; Ostreidae. The annotation marks the transcript as partial.